CAAACACAGCCAAACUUUCCACAACGCACUUCUUGCCGCACUUGCGGUCUGCACCAGACACCGAUGCAAGGAAUGAUUGCGGAUUGCCUGACUUCUUCCAAAUAUCUUCCUUGUUAGGCAUAUCGCGGACGCCACCGUCCGCAAUUGCUGAAUCGCGUGUUGUGGCCCUGGCUCAGAGGAAGCUCGGCUUUACCCCACCUCUUAUUGGUAAAGCUUCCCUUGCUUCAAGAUUAACUUUCAUAUCUCAAGCCAGCGUAAAGCACCAGUAGUUCGAGGACAUCAUACCACAAUGUCUCCAUACGCCGUUCAGAAGCUCUGGUACAAUGGCAAGGCCCAAGAUGCUACCUCUGGCAAGACUUUCAAGUCCAUCAACCCCGCCACGGCCAAAUCAGUAGCAGAAGUCCAAGCAGCUUCACAGCUAGAUGUCAACUCUGCCGUAGCUUCAGCGCAAAAUGCAUUCCCUUCAUGGUCACAACAACCUCCUGUUGUCCGUUCUCGAAUACUUCUCAAAGCCGUCGAGCUUCUGCGAUCUCGAAAUGACCAAAUUGCAAAAGUCGAAACUGAUGAUACUGGCAAAGCAUUCUCAGAAACCAGCACAGUCGACGUAGUAACCGGAGCUGAUGUACUGGAAUACUUCGCCAAUCUUGUGGCAAGUGGAGGUCUAAAUGGAGAGACAACACAACUGAGACCGGAUGCGUGGAUCUACACUAAGAAAGAAGCUCUGGGGGUUUGUGCUGGAAUAGGGGCAUGGAAUUACCCAAUUCAAAUUGCGUUGUGGAAGUCCGCGCCGUGCCUGGCAGCAGGGAACUGCAUGGUCUACAAACCUUCAGAAGUUACACCUCUCCAUGGACAAGUGCUGGCGCAAAUCUACACGGAGGCCGGAGUUCCUCCUGGAGUGUUCAAUAUUGUGCAUGGAGAUGGAACUGUUGGUGGAUAUUUGACCUCACAUCCUGGAAUUGCGAAAGUCAGCUUCACCGGGCAGGUCUCGACAGGACAAAAAGUUGCUGCGUCCGCAGCCGGGGGGAUGAAAUAUGUGACCAUGGAGCUAGGAGGCAAGAGUCCACUCAUCAUUCUUCCUGAUGCAGAGAUUGAGAAUGCAGUAAAUGGAGCUAUGAUGGCGAACUUCUAUUCUACAGGCCAAGUCUGCACAAACGGAACCCGAGUUUUCGUACCGAAAAGCAUGAAAGCCGGAUUCGAGAAGAGGCUGCUUGAGGAAGUGCAAUACAUCCGAGCACUAGAACCAAUGGAUCCGAACAGCAACUUUGGUCCUCUCGUCUCCGAAACCCAUUACAAGAAAGUUCUCAGCUACAUCCACUACGGAAUCGAAGUUGACAAGGCCAAGCUUCUAUGUGGAGGUCCUUGGAAACCGAAUAAUAUCCCUGCUGGUUAUGAAAAUGGCUUCUGGGUUCGACCGACAGUCUUCACAGACUGCACCGAUAGCAUGAAAAUUACCAAUGAAGAGAUCUUCGGCCCUGUGCUCUGCAUUCUGACGUAUGAUACAGUGGAUGAGGCCAUUGCUCGAGCAAACAACACAAAGCUUGGUCUUGCAGCAGGUGUAUUUGGGAAGGAUAUGAAUGAAUGCCAUGAAGUGAUCAGCAAGUUAGAGGCUGGCAUCACUUGGAUCAAUACUUGGGGUGAGAGCCCUGCGGAGAUGAGUGUGGGAGGAUGGAAGAUGAGCGGCGUCGGUGUGGAGAACGGACGGAGGGGCUUGUCUGCUUGGGUGAGGGAGAAGAGUACGUUGGUGGAAGGUAGUGGGGUUGUUGGCACGGUGUUCGCGAAGUUAUGACGAUAUGAAGGCCAGUUGCCUAGAAUUUCGCUUGUGUAUGAGAGGGCGUAGAUUUGGAUGGGAAGGCGUUGGAUGCAAGUCUCAGUAGCAAUUCAAUUUUUCAUUCAGGCUGUUCAGAGUAACAUUUUGCUGGGUUCUUACAUUCUGCCCUGCAUUAUUCUGGCACUAUAUGGACCUACCACAUGGGUCCGGGGCAUUCUGUUCAUUCAGAACAUACUCUGCUUUGACAAGUUAACAUUUUCAUACCGUCGCGAGAGAGGAGGAGAUGCAAAAUUGUCUGAAAAACGUCUGAAAAGUUUCUUGAAAAUGACAAUUCGUUUUAUCUACUACACGAUCUUCCUUCGAUAUUCUAUAAUAAUGGAUUUGGGCGAGAGGUCUCGCAAGGAG
Molecule: messenger RNA, 2173 nt
Organism: Hyaloscypha bicolor E
Lineage: Eukaryota; Fungi; Ascomycota; Leotiomycetes; Helotiales; Hyaloscyphaceae
Product: betaine aldehyde dehydrogenase-like protein
Exons: 1
Coding region: 290-1786 (498 amino acids)
Molecular function (GO): aldehyde dehydrogenase (NAD+) activity
Source: RefSeq, a predicted model, not a curated record